Cylindrotheca closterium is the source of this 3495-nucleotide messenger RNA. The record is from the annotation of a GenBank genome assembly. Lineage: Eukaryota; Bacillariophyta; Bacillariophyceae; Bacillariales; Bacillariaceae.
AUGAGAAUCACAAAAAUAAUACCAUUAUUGAUAGUGUCUUUGUGUGCAGAUGAGGUCUCUCCCUUCAGUUUCUUUGGAAAACACCUGGGAAAGCGACGGCGUUCGAUGAUCAAGUCGAGUGAAGAUACACCAGCCUUUUUUGCAUCGGCAGUUGUCGAAAAGGUCGUCGAUGUAUCCGUUCCUUAUGAUGCAGCUGCAAGGUUGGCUUAUGAAUCUUCCAACAAGACAGUUGCAUUUGAGCGUUUCAAAACGGUAUAUCUUGAAAGAGCAGUGGAGCUAGUCAAGUCCAAACAACAUGGAUAUGUACCUUCUCCAGUUUAUGAACCUGCUGAUGUUUCCGUUCCUUACGACGCUGCUGUCAAACUAGCCUACGAAACUAGCGAAAGUCGGUUGCUAUUCGAAGCAUACAAAAAAAUAUACAUAGAAGAGGUGGUGAAUAUGGUAAUCAGAAAGAACAACGAGAGAAAACGACAGGAGUUUGCUGCAAAAUUCAACCCAAAGCCACCGAUUUCACCGCCGCCAGUACCCCCGGUUGUUGAUGAAAAAUUAGCAAGAUUGAUUGGAAAAUUUGAGCAGAGCAAGGACGUGACAGUUGCGAAGAUUACUGAUUUUGUCAAGACUAUUGAAUUUAAAAAGCCAGAGGUGCAAGAAGGAGUCCCCGAAGAGUCAAUAAAGGGAGCUGCAUUGCUUACAGCAGGCUUAGCACUCUUGUCCACUAAGGGUGUUGUCAUCUCCGGUGCUGCCGGAAUAAGUGCAGCGUUUGCGAGUAUGCAGAAAGGUCAAGUCGGUGAUGUAUUUCGAAGCUUUGGAAGUGUAACCUGGGAUGCCACUGAAGCUGCCAUACAAUUGGUACGCGCCGCAUCUGCGGAUGAACGAGUGACGGGACUUUCCAACGAAUUGGCAGCAAAAGUGACAAGAGCGAUUGAUCAGUACCAAAGCGAACAAAUGGCCACCAAAAAGAGUGUGUAUGCUCCCAAAAUGGAUGAUUCUUUGGCUACCGAAGAAAUCAUGCAAAGCUCUCCGGAGCUCGUAGCUGAAUUUUUGGAGCAAGUAGAAGCGGUGAUCGACCAAGCUGAUGCGGCAAUGGCUCUCGCUGACGAAACGCUGGGUAAGGCGGACAUGAAGCUAGAUGAUGUGCUCAUGGAAGAGGAUGAAGCAGAAACGGGCGAAGAAGACGAGGAUGAAGUGGCUACAAGUAGCAAUAUCAGUAACGUAUUGGAAGAUGAGACCGACGAACUCGAUGAUGAUGAGGAUGCUGUCAUAGAUGCUGACAAUAUCCUAGUGGAAAAUGACGAAGGCACUGUUGAAGAGGACGCCGAAGAAGAGCUGGCGGCUGAUGAAGAUGAAGAUGAAUGGGCAGCCACAUUGGAACUUGCGCAGCAGGGUGUUGGUGGAAAAAUCGUUGGCAUGGAUGAAAUUAUCGCUGAUAUUGGAGCGAAGGCUGAUUGGGAUGCUGCUACUAAGCUCGCCGAGGAGCUCAAUCAAGUUGGUGAAAGUGAAGCUGACGAGGAAGAAGCUCCCAUGGUCUUUGAUGACGAUGAGGAGGACGAGGAGGAGGAGGUAACGAGCAAUUCUGAUGAGGAGGACCUCGACGACUUCAUGCCUGAGGGGGACUUGGAGGCUAUUGCCAGUGCUGCCAGAGAAGCAGUGGCAAUGUCCAGUGAAACUAUCGUAGAUAACGAAGAGGAGGCAACGAGCGAUUCUGAUGAGGACGACCUCGAUGACCUGAUUCCUGAGGGGGACUUGGAGGCUAUUGCCCGUGCUGCCAGAGAAGCGGUGGCAAUGUCUGGUGAAACUAUUGCAGAUGAUGAGGUGGCAAUGUCUGGUGAAACUAUCGUAGAUGACGAAGAGGAGGCAACGAGCGAUGAUGAUGAGGACCUCGACGACCUGAUGCCUGAGGGGGACUUGGAGGCUAUUGCCCGUGCGGCCAGAGAAGCGGUGGCAAUGUCUGGUGAAACUAUCGUAGAUGACGAAGAGGAGGCAACGAGCGAUUCUGAUGAGGAGGACCUCGACGACCUGAUGCCUGAGGGGGACUUGGAGGCUAUUGCCCGUGCGGCCAGAGAAGCGGUGGCAAUGUCUGGUGAAACUAUCGUAGAUGACGAAGAGGAGGCAACGAGCGAUUCUGAUGAGGAGGACCUCGACGACCUGAUGCCUGAGGGGGACUUGGAGGCUAUUGCCCGUGCGGCCAGAGAAGCGGUGGCAAUGUCUGGUGAAACUAUCGUAGAUGACGAAGAGGAGGCAACGAGCGAUUCUGAUGAGGAGGACCUCGACGACCUGAUGCCUGAGGGGGACUUGGAGGCUAUUGCCCGUGCGGCCAGAGAAGCGGUGGCAAUGUCUGGUGAAACUAUCGUAGAUGACGAAGAGGAGGCAACGAGCGAUUCUGAUGAGGAGGACCUCGACGACCUGAUGCCUGAGGGGGACUUGGAGGCUAUUGCCCGUGCGGCCAGAGAAGCGGUGGCAAUGUCUGGUGAAACUAUCGUAGAUGACGAAGAGGAGGCAACGAGCGAUUCUGAUGAGGAGGACCUCGACGACCUGAUGCCUGAGGGGGACUUGGAGGCUAUUGCUCGUGCGGCCAGAGAAGCGGUGGCAAUGUCCAGUGCAACUGCCGUAGACGAUGAUGAAGACGACGAAGUCUUCGUUCCUUCUGUCGAUUCAGACUUUGAUGAUGUUGAAGCCAUGCUUCCAGAAGGAGACCUUGAGGUCAUUGCACGUGCUGCCAGGGAAGCGGUAGCAAUGUCUGGUGAAACUCUUGUAGAUGACGAUAAGUUUUCAGACUCUGACUUGGAGGCUGUUCAAGACAUGCUUCCAGAAGGAGACCUUGAGGAAAUCGCCCGUGCUGUGGCAAUGAAAGGAAAAAAAGUCAUCGAUGAUAAUGACUUCGAAGAUGACGAUGAGGAUGUUAGUGACAUGUUUGCAGAUCAAGGGGACCUAGAAACUAUCUCCAGUGCAGCGAAAAAUGCAAUAGCUAUGUCCAGCGCACCAGGCAACUCCCAGAGAUCGGAUCUGCCACUACCACUUCGAGAUUGGUCAAAGUUGACUGUAAGUUUUCUGCGUGAAGAGUGCAAGGUCCGAGGCAUCAAAGCAUAUGGCAAAAAGUCAAAGUUGGUUGCCAAAUUGGAGCAAUAUGAAUUGGAAGUCUACGAAAGUGAACAAACACCAGGAGUCCAAGCCGCGAAAGAAACCAGCAGUGAUGACGAUUUGGAUUGGGAGUUCGAAAUGGAUGGCAUCGACUUGGCAGAAAUUGGAAAACAAGCCCGAGCUGCAGUCCAAGCCUAUGAAGACGAGCAUAAUGACGUUAAUAACGAUGAUGUUUUGGAAGAGGGAUCACCAGCUGCAGUUCAGCCGGAAUCUACUGUUGAGUCAGAGUUUAGCGUACCAGCCGUGACUGACUUCUCCAAACUGACUGUCAUUGAAUUGAAGGAUGAACUACGAAAAAGGGGACUCAGAUUGAGCGGGAAAAAAGCAGACCUGAUAGAACGACUGCAGUCUUCGUGA